AUGGCCAUACCGUUAGAUCACGCAUCCGGAAGAACUUUGAAGGUACCAGCAUUUGACGGAGAGAUGUCCUGGAACGUUUAUAAAACCCAGUUCGAAGCAGCGGCAACUAGUAACUGUUGGAACGGAAAAGAACGAACAACAGCACUGAUACUGGCCCUGCGAGGUUCAGCAGCAGAGGUUCUUCAGACGAUUCCGGCGGAGAACCACUUCAACUAUGAAGUUUUGGUUAGCGCGUUGGAUUUACGUUAUGGUGAAGAACACAUGAAACAGAUUUAUCGGUCUCAGCUUAGAAACAGAACGCAACGAUCUGGUGAAUCCAUUCAGCAGCUGGCACAAGAUAUCGAACGGUUGACAUUGCUGUCGUAUCCGACAUCAGACCCCGAGCAUAGAGACGAAACUGCCCUGGAUACGUUUAUCAAAGCCCUUUGUGAUUCGGAACUCAAGCAAUCCCUUCUCUUGUCAGAUAAACGAAAACUCAAGGAUGCCGUUGCGCACAGUCUCACUUUAGAAUCGGCAAAGCAAGCAUCAAAAAGUGACGUACGUCUACGCCAAGUACAUGAAGAAUGCCCUUGCCAGAAGGUGGCUGUGAAACGCGAACCCCAACAGCAUGGUGUACCCCAAUGCUGGAUUUGUGAUGGCGCAAAAGAAGAGAAGAUGAUCCUGUAUCACGAUCGGCCCUUCGACAAAAUUAACGUUUCCAGACUACAUCGAAAUCAAAACGACCUAUGGCUGAACGGAAAAGUUGAUCAACGAGAAUGUGCAAUUACAGUCGACACCGGAGCAACAAAAUCGAUUUUAAGAUCUGGAUCUGACAGACGCAGAAACUGUAACAACAUGCAAGGCAGUGAAACAAAAUAA
Molecule: messenger RNA, 858 nt
Organism: Helobdella robusta
Lineage: Eukaryota; Metazoa; Annelida; Clitellata; Rhynchobdellida; Glossiphoniidae
Exons: 3
Coding region: 1-858 (285 amino acids)
Biological process (GO): proteolysis
Molecular function (GO): aspartic-type endopeptidase activity
Source: RefSeq, a predicted model, not a curated record